CGAUGAUACGAUAUGGUCAACAGGCUUGGACGUUGUUCAAGAGUCCGACGUGGUCCAGGUAGCUCGUACCACUCGCACAGUCAACUCAAAAUCCCCAAGCUAGACGACCAUGAACUUUUCACCCUACCAACCUCCUCCAGACGCUCAACGUGAACAGUCUCUCCUCUCCCCCUCUUCCUCAUCGGGAGGCGGAAAGGGGAAAGCGAGGGUAGGAGGUGGAAGUGGGAGUUCAGGGGGUGGGAAGCAGAAGAGACCUUGGUUCUCUCGCGAUGCUUCGUCGUUCCAAGGGUCAUACCAAUCCGGAGGGGACCCGAGUAAAUCAUACACCGACGCCUACGCCUACGAUCCUUCUUCCCUCGACAACAACCACAACAAUAACCAAGCCGGCCCUUCUUCUUACAACUAUACUGAUAACAAUAACCAAAACCUACCUUCCACCUCGGGAAACAACGGGCCAGGAGGGAACCCUAACAACGUCUGGGAAGCUUCGAUAGGGUUCUUACGGGUGGACGUGCUUGCUGGGUUGGGCUAUCUGGGGGGACCUAUUACGGCCUUGUUGCUGCUGAUCUUCGAGACGACCAACGAUUACGUCCGGUUCCAUGCCUACCAAUCGGGUCUAUUGACCACCCCGAUCAUCCUGCUCUGGCUGGUGAUGACCCUCAUCGGAUUCUGGAGAUGGCUUCGCCGACUUUACCUGUUUGCCUCACUCGCCGUUGUCUUAUACACCGCCUACCGUGCAUUCCGUGAUCCGACCUCGUCGACUCAGUCCGCCGGGAUGGGCCUGUCGACGGGGUACCUACCGAGGUUUUACCUGCCCAUCAUCGGGGAUCUCGCCGAGAGGUGGGUAGGCGAAGAGUAGGCUCCGGUCGCGGGAUGAAAGCGGAAUUAUAUACCCUAAAGUAGACUCUUUUUGAGGGGGUGAGCUCAAGGUGGAUGCAUUCGAUUGUAGAUUGGGGCUAUACCAAAGUAUGAGUAGAUGAAUUCGUAUCCCAUACGAUAUGAACGAGACCAGGUGCCGGUGUCGAAUCGCAGGGCGAUAAAAAGACCGGCGAUGGCACAUGGCCGGAGAAGUGGC
Messenger RNA from Filobasidium floriforme, 1075 nucleotides. RefSeq lists its product as uncharacterized. The record is from RefSeq and is a predicted model, not a curated record. The transcript is spliced from 7 exons. Bases 110 to 859 code for a protein of 249 amino acids. Lineage: Eukaryota; Fungi; Basidiomycota; Tremellomycetes; Filobasidiales; Filobasidiaceae.